This is a messenger RNA of Acanthochromis polyacanthus (spiny chromis), 8188 nucleotides long. It is a transcript of the gene itsn2b, whose product is annotated as intersectin 2b. Gene Ontology annotation, biological process: intracellular signal transduction; positive regulation of Rho protein signal transduction. Gene Ontology annotation, molecular function: guanyl-nucleotide exchange factor activity; protein binding; calcium ion binding. NCBI's taxonomy places the organism in Eukaryota, Metazoa, Chordata, Actinopteri, Pomacentridae. The record is from RefSeq and is a predicted model, not a curated record.
CCGUCGGUCGGUCGGUCGGACGUUAACAGCGCCCCGCAGUCUAUGAUCAGUCGUCGUCAGCCAUGUUGUUGGUGUGACACACUGAGCUGUCAGCAACAGGUUCUCUGAGUGCUAACGCCAACCAAACUGAACAUUUUCCCCGACAACUGGGGCUCUCUUUGGAUACUAAACUUCACGGUGUGUCCGGGAAAGCGUCCAGAAGUGGCGGAGGAUCAUUUCAGGCCCUUCGAAAGCUCGGAAGUUGGUGUUUUUUUGACCGUAGUGAAAGAGAUGGCUGCGAGCAGUAGCUGAGGACGCCACUGGGAGUUCCCCUCUUGCAAAUAUGAAUGGUGGUAAAAGUGUUUGGGCAAUCUCCCCAGAGGAGAGGAACAAACAUGAUCAGAAGUUUGACACCCUCUCCCCAUCAAUGGGCUUUGUCUCAGGGGAACAGACAAGGAAGUUUUUCCUUCAGUCUGGGCUUCCUUCCAAUGUAUUGGCAGAUAUAUGGGCUUUGGCUGACAUGAAUAAAGAUGGAAAGAUGGACAGGUUGGAGUUUUCCAUCGCUAUGAAGCUCAUAAAGCUAAAACUCCAGGGCACAGCGCUUCCCUCAGCACUGCCAAUCAUCAUGAAGCAGCCUCCAGUGCCUGCUCCCAGCCUUAAUAACCCCACCUCAACCAUGACCAGCUCAGCCUAUGGUUUUGGUUCUGUGCCUAACUUGUCCAUGAUCCCUGGAACAAACCUUUCCAUGUUGACUCCCAUCUCCAUGACAACUCCUGGACUCACACCUUUGGCACCAGUGACAGGCCUCACCCCUUUGGUUCCUACAGCAACAGGUCUGAACCCACUAAUAGCAUCCACCCCCACCAGGCCCCUGAUGCCCACCAUGGGAAACGCCACGUUGCCAAACGGCACCAUGGGAAUGCUCCAUCCAAUCCCAGCUGGAGCUUUGACUACAGGCCUACCUCUGUCUGCAAGCCCCUACUCCUCUCCACUGGGACUCUCCUCUCCUGCUGGUAUGAACAAGGCCUCGUCACUCCUGGACCUGGGGUCUGGCAGCUCUGCUUCCUCAUCCCCGUCUAUGAUGUCCCCCAUGGCUGCUGCUCCCAGUGACUGGGCCGUGCCUCAUGCCUCCAGACUUAAAUACAGACAGCAGUUCAACAGCUUGGACAAACAGAUGACUGGCUACCUCACUGGUCAGCAGGUGAGGGGUGCCAUGGCAACCACGAUGCUGACACAGACACAGCUGGCCUCCAUCUGGACUUUAGCUGAUGUGGAUAAGGAUGGCAAACUAAAAGCAGAGGAGUUUAUUCUGGCCAUGCAUCUUGUGGACAUGGCAAAGAACGCACAACCACUGCCACUAACACUGCCAACUGAGCUGGUACCACCCUCACAAAGGGGUGCCAUGAAUGGAUCCAGCUCUUCUCCUUAUGCAGCUCUGACUGAGGACUUGGACAUAGAACCUCCACAGAAAGCCAAAACCAACAUGUCGUUCGAGGAUAAAUUCAAAGCCAACCUGGAGCGAGGGAAUGCAGAACUGGAGAAAAGACGACUGGCGCUGCUGGAGGCUGAGAGGAGGGAGCAGGAGCGACAAGCUCAGAAGGAGAGAGUGGAGCGAGAGAGGAGAGAGAAGGAGGCUCGGGAGGCUGAGGAGAGGAGGAGGAAAGAGGAGGAGAGGAGGUUGGAGCGCCAGAGAGAGCUGGAGAGACAGAAAGAAGAGGAGCGGCAGAGAGAGAUAGAAAGAAAAGAGGCUGCUCAGCGGGAGCUGGAGCGUCAGAGGAAAGAGGAGUGGGAGAGAAGGAGGCGAGGAGAGCUCCAGAUAAAGAAGGAACAGGAGCAGGAUGAAAUCAUCAAACUGAAGGCUAAGAAGAGGAGUCUGGAGAUGGAGCUGGAGGCCGUGGGCAAUAAGCACCGUCAGAUCUCAGAUCGACUGUGUGACAUACAAAACAACAAGAAACUUCAGAAGACAGAGAUCGAUCUAAACAAUCAAAGGAAAGAGACACGUCAACAGGACAUUAACAACCUGCAGAAACAGUUAGAGGAGUUCCAGAGGAAACUGUCCCAUCUGACUCCGGAGCAGAGGAGACUGAGUGAAAAGCUGAGGAACAUGGGUCUAAAUAACCCACCUGUUUCGACUAUGUCCACGCUGAAGAUGAGUGUCACAGAGAAGAAUGGGAAAUGUGUGAAACUGCGAGACCAGCUGGAAGCUCUGGAGAAAGAGACUGCUGCCAAACUAGCUGAGAUGGACCAAUACAACAACAAUAUGCAGGAACUGCGGGAGAGCCAGAGACAGCAGCAGGCAGCACUGGAGAAACUGCGAAGCAUCAAAGAAGACAAACGACAUGAGCUGAUUCGACGGAAAGAGCAAGAAGAGGACAGGAGGAGGGAAGAGGAGAGGAAACGACAGGAGGAGGAAAGGAGGCAGAAGGAAGAGGAAAGGAGGCGGAAGGAGGAGGAAGAAGCUCAGAGGCUCAUAAAGCUGGAGAAGGAGCGUCAAUGGCAGGAGAAGCUCAAGAGGGAUGAAGAGGAGCGGCAGAGGAGGCUUCAGGAGGAAAGGGAGGCCAAACAGAGGGAGGAAGAGGAGAAAGAGAGGCAGGCUAUCAUCAGGGCUGCCAAGGAACAGGCCGAACGAGAGCUCAGAAUAAAGGAGGAGGCAGAGCGGAAGAAAAGAAUGGAGGAGGACAGAAAGAAAAGAGAAGAGGACGAGCGUCGGAGGCAAGCAGAAAGACGGAGACAGGAAGAGGAGCGGAGAAAGCUGGAGGAGGAGAGAAGGCAGUUAGAGGAAGAGAGGAGGAAACUGGAGGAAGAGAGGAGGCAAGGGGAGAAGAGAAGGAAAGAAGAAGAGGAACAACGCAAGAGGGAGGAAGAGAGGAAGAGGUUAGAGGAGGAGAGGAGGGAGGAGGAGCGCAGGAGGGAGAGAGAAGAGGAGGAAAGGAGGAGACAGAGGGCAGCUGUAGCAGCUGCCCGAGAUUUGGAGGAGAGAAGAAAGCGAGAGGAGGAGGAGAGAAAGAAGAGAGAGGAGGAAGACAGGAGAAGGCAGGAUGAAGAGAGGAGAAGACUUCAUCAGCAGGAGGAAGAGAGGAGGAGGCGUGAGGAGGAGAGGAAAAGGGCAGAAGAGGAGAGGAAAAGGAAGGAGGAGGAAGAGGAGAGGAGGAAAGCUGAGGAGGAGCGAAAGAGGAAGGAGGAGACACCUCGUCAGCAGCAGCCGAAUGGAGGAGGGAAGGUGGAUAUUCAGGAGAAACUGACGGCUCUGCUGAGAGGACUGGAGGAGAGGAAGGGUGGGCAGCCAAGGGCCAGACAACACAGAAAGUCAGCAGCUCUCACAUCCUUCAAAGCCCUCUAUCCGUUCACUGCACGAAACAACGAAGAGCUCAGCUUCAAUGCAGAGGAUAUCAUUGAGGUUGAUGAGACGACAGAGCGAGAGGAGGGUUGGCUGUACGGCAGCAGACAGGGGAAGAUGGGCUGGUUCCCAGAGAGCUACGUAGAGAGAGUGGCUCCUUCAGUUGCAGCUAAUAACACUGCUGCUGCUUCUCCUAAAGUGCCGCUCCAGUCACAGCUCUCCAAUGCCCUUGAGGCUGCGAAGACAGCAGGGACGAAGUCUGCCUUCACACCAACGCACUCACCAAACCCUGCACCCUCUGAGACACAAGGACAGCAGGUGGUCGGUAACCUUUUGGCCCAGGCUCUGUGUUCCUGGACAGCAAAGACAGACAACCAUCUGAACUUCAAUAAGGACGAUGUCAUCCAGGUGCUGGAGCAGCAGGAGAACUGGUGGCUGGGAGAGCUGAAUGGUGAACAGGGCUGGUUCCCCAAGACAUAUGUGACACUGCUGGGUGAAGAAGAGAGUUCAAACAUGAAGAGCUCCCCUCCUGAUGCUCCAGACUCCAGUGACAGCCUGCAGUUUGAAGAAUAUGUGGCGUUGUACACCUAUGAGUCUCCGGAGCAUGGUGAUCUGACGUUCAGUGAGGGAGAUGUGAUUUUGGUGAGCAAGAGGGAGGGAGAGUGGUGGUACGGCUCGAUCGGCGACCGCACAGGCGUCUUCCCCAGCAACUAUGUCAAACCUAAAGAGGCGGAUACAUCGAGCAUAUCUGGAAAGAAAAAGCCAGAGAUCGCUCAGGUGAUCAGGGCACACACCUCUGCCGGCUCUGAGCAGCUAAAUCUGGAAAAUGGUCAGCUCAUCGUCAUCCUCGGCAAGACCGCCUCAGGCUGGUGGCUUGGAGAACUGCAGGCACGGGGCAAAAAACGUCAAAAGGGCUGGUUCCCUUCCAGUAAUGUUAAAAUACUGGGGUCCAACAGUGGAAAGUCCACACCAGCACACCAACCAGUCUGUCAGGUGAUCGCCAUAUACGACUACACGGCCGCCAAUCAGGACGAGAUGAGCUUCACUAAAGGGCAGCUCAUCAACGUUCUAGACAAGAACAACCCUGACUGGUGGAAAGGAGAGAUCAACGGGGUCACUGGCCUGUUUCCCACCAAUUACGUUAAGAUGACCACAGCGGACUGUGACCCCAGCCAGCAGUGGUGUGCAGACCUGAACAGCCUGGACUCACUGAGCCCUCAGGAGAAGAAGAGGCAGGGUUACAUCCAUGAGCUUUUACAGACCGAGGAAAGAUAUGUGGAUGACUUGCAGAUAGUGCUGGAGGUUUUCCACAAGCCUAUGUCCGAGUCAGGACGACUGAACGACUCCGAGAUGAGCAUGAUCUUUGUCAACUGGAAAGAACUGCUGGCCUGCAACACCAAACUUGUCAAGGCGCUCCGUGUUCGUAAGAAGACAGGUGGGGAGAACAUGCCGGUGCAGAUGAUCGGCGAUAUCCUGGCCGCCGAGCUGUCCCACAUGCAGCCAUAUAUCCGCUUCUGCUCCUGCCAGAUCAACGGUGCCACACUGCUCCAAACUCGUACCGACAGCGAGCCGGACUUCAAGGACUUCCUCAAGAAAAUCGCCACAGACUACAGGUGUAAAGGCAUGCCGCUGUCCAGCUUCCUGCUGAAGCCCAUGCAGAGGAUCACACGCUACCCACUGCACAUUAAAAAUAUCCUGGAGUGCACUGCAGAGGGCCACGCUGACCGAGGUCCUCUGAAAGAGGCUCUGGAGAGAGCAGAAGAACUCUGUCAGCAGGUAAAUGAAGGUGUGAGAGAGAAGGAGAACUCCGACAGACUGGAAUGGAUUCAGAACCACGUACAGUGUGAUGGUGCUGCCGAGUAUUUAGUCUUUAACUCACUUACCAACUGCUUGGGCCCCAGGAAGCUGCUCCACAGUGGGAAGAUGUUCAAGGCAAAGAGCAACAAGGAACUUUGGGCUUUCCUCUUUAAUGACUUUUUGCUUCUAACUCACGCGUCGAAACAAUUCACUUCGUCUGGGCCUGAUAAGCUGUUCACCAACAGGAACAAUGUGCAGCUGAAGAUGUACAAACCGCCUGUGCUGCUCAAUGAAGUUCUGGUGAAGCUGCCAGAUCCUUCCAGUGACGAACCCACCUUCCACAUCUCACACAUCGAUAGAGUCUACAUACUCAAGACGGACAACAUCAAUGAACGGACGGCAUGGGUUCAGAAGAUCAAGGCUGCAUCUGAGGAGUUUAUUGAGACUGAAAAAAAAAGGGAAAAAGCUUAUCAAGCACGCUCUGUCAAGACCAGUGGAAUCGGCCGACUGCUUGUUACUAUUUUAGAAGCCACUGAACUCAAGGCGGCAAAACCCAACGGUAAAAGCAACCCUUAUUGUGAAGUGACCAUGGGAGCUCAGAUCUUCACAUCCCGAACGAUCAACGACACUCUGAACCCCAAGUGGAACUUCACCUGUCAGUUCCACAUCAAAGAUCUCUACCAGGACGUUCUCUGCAUCACCAUCUUUGAAAGAGACCAGUUUUCACCUGACGACUUCCUGGGUCGAACUGAGGUUCCCGUGGCAACCAUAAAGAAGGAGUUGGAGAACAAGGGGCCGGUAACACGUCGUCUUCUGCUGCACGAGGUUCCAACAGGGGAAGUAUGGGUCCGCCUCGACCUGCAGCUCUUUGGCAACAAAUAGGACAUGAAACAAACUGAACUAAGAGACUGCUUCGUCUACAGAGACAUCCAGAAAAUAACAAUUAACCAAAUAGGAAAAGCUGCUUGUUUUCACAUUAAGUCAUAAGAAUGGUUGCUCCUACUCGCCUAAAAUAGACUCUAAGGAGGGACUCGUACUUAAAGAAACACCCCUGAACUGUUUCACACGUCAGGCCUUAAUAAAUUUCAUAUUAACCAGCACUAAUAAUACCUCUUCUGAUGUCAUCUAAAUCCUCCAGUAGGGAUCAUAGGACCUGUGUGACAUCACCUAAAGCUACCAAUAGGACUAGAGCUCUUUAAUGUUUUAUUUUUUCACCGUGACAUCACAUGGAAAGGGAAGCGUGAGCAGUGUAGCACCUGCACAAUAUUUACACUCUGAUGGAGUUGCAAGAAAAGAGCACGGCCUGCCUUCAGUGGAGACUCAGUGUGUUGCAAAGCUCAACCUGGCUCCUCUGUAAUGAUGCUACAACUGCACAAAGGCUGACUAGAAGCAAAUAAUUCUAGUACUAUUAAAGCAAUAAGACUUCAUGUGCUCUUUUCUAGACCCUCACAGCUCCGUUACAACAGUCAGUUUUUAAGUAUUCACAUUUUGCCAAGUCUGCUCAACCGACGCGUUUAAUGAGCCGACGCUGAAGUAACAAGUGUUUUAUGGUAACUGUCAAGAUAUUUAUAUGUUAAAUACAGUUUUUUUUUUUCUGACGAGAUCACAACUGAUGGGAUUUGAGAGACUCUGGAUCUGAUUGUUGUCCGCCUCUGAUCAUAAGCUGUCUGACCUCGGUGUUGUCUUCCCUCUGAGACAUUAAGGGCGUCAGAAACAGCAACAUGAAACGCAUCAAGAAGUCUGAAGUCAGUUUACUACUGUAGACAAGAUCUCAGGAUAUGUCGUUCUGGGUCGAGUCUGUGUCACUGUAACAAUACUGAACGUUUAUUUUCUUGAGCUUUAUUGGUGUGUGUGUGUGUGUGAGAGUGCAUAAGUCUGGAGUGUGGAAGAGUUUAAAGAAACAUACAGAUAUCCUAAGGCUUUUGACGCUGCAACUUUGGGAGUUAACUUACAACUUCUGGCCUUAAUGCAAGUCUGAAGACUUUUAUAAUGUCUCAGCUUCUAAAAUCUUUUGGUUUCAUUGGGAUGAAGUCUUCUUUGCUUUUUCUUUAGUGUGAAAAAUCAAGCAAGGCCAAGUAAUUUCAAAUUAAUUAAGGUAAAAAUCAUUUUAAAAAGCUGUUUUGAUGAACGUUUCUUUCUACACAUCUGUCUCUCUCCAGCUGCUCUCCAGCUUUUGGUGCAGAGGACUUUGAGGAUGUCAGCUUUUUGAGGUAUCACAGAUUGGCAAUUUGUUGGAAAUAAUAAACUUUUUUUUCCACAUUUUCAUUUGUUAUAUUUUACCCUGACAGAUAUGGUUUAAGCGUUGUGUUACACCAAUAUUGUUCAUCUCUGUUGCCUCAAAAAGUCGCUCUGUAUCGGCAUGAAAAUGAUAAAAGCAUAUAGGGUGUAAAAGCUGUACAUUUGUGUUGUAGUUUGACUUUCUGGUGUCUUCUGCCUUGUUUUUACUCUUUUGUCCUUUGUGUCCCGUUUUGUUUUCUAACUCUGAGCGCCUGCUGGUGCUCUGGAUAUACCGAAUGAGAAAGGUUGUAUUUAUUUCUUAAUUUAUGCGUGUGACUAUCCAAAGGAUCGGAGCGCCUUUGCUGUGUCAUCCUGGAUAAUCAGUUGGUGUUCACUGGGUUUGUUUUGAACAUGUUGAUACUGUUUUGAAAGCUGGUUCGAUAUCUUAGAUCCUGAGGGCGAUUGAGUUUUACUGUUAGUAGACUAGGUCACUAGUCGUUUUCUUAGGCCUGCUGUUUUGUGUUUUUGUCUUAUUCAAUCAGCAACAGUUUGUUUUUAAGUCUUAUAUUAACUCUCAUGUUUUGUUUUGGUUUUUUUUAAUUUGUGGAAAAUGUGCAAAGAGACUGGACUACCUUCCUUGUCUUCUGUUUUUAUUUUUUAUCCUCUGCAGCCUUCUGCAUGGACAGCUGCUGUGCUAACUGAGUUUAUGGCCUCUUUAACCCAGACUGUCUGUUCGCAGCUGAUCAGCCUGGAGUCUGUAACCUGCUGUUUGUACUCACUUUGGCCUCUACGUGGCACUCUCUGAAUCAGGGUUUCUUAAGACAAAUUAAAGAUAAUAAAAGUGAACAAACUGUCAAA